CUUUUCAUUCGUUUCGGCAACACUUCCUCUUCGAGAAGGAACUCAAAUUUAAGUGCAGCAGCCAUGCUCAACUCCUUGGCCAAAAGAAUUGUGCUGAUGCCCAGCCUUAUAGCACUGGAGGAUGCUAGUCGAGCUAUUCACGUUACCGCGCUCUUGGCGAGGAUGGGGAAGGAUUGCUGUCCCGAGAGUGAGGUGCCCGGCUGCAAAGUGGUGAAGAGGCGGCCGUGCAGUCCCACGGACCCACCAGUUCGUCCUUGCAGCGAGCAGGACUGUACUCCGCCGCGAUACCCAUGUUGCGUGAGUACCAGCAUUGCGAGUAAUCCAUGCGCCGAGCCGAGAAAGAAGGCCAAGUUCGCCUCCAUGUGGAAGAGCUACAAGGACAAAGGCAUCGAGCGGCCGGAAACUAUGUGGCACUACCCGGAGGAGUGCUGUCCGAAAUGUGAGGACACGCGCUUUGACGUUCUGUACUACACUCCUUCGGACAAGUGCCGCGAGUUCCAGCGCACCUGGUGGGAGUGCUGUCCGCGAAUGGUACCGAAGCGAGUCUGUUGCUGGUGCGACGCCAUUCCGCCGCAGGUCCUGCGCCGGGAUCUGCCCAUCUGCCCGCGAUCCUCUUGUCUCCAGGAGCACGAAAGGAAGCGCUACAAGUGCCUAAACGAAAGGUACAAGGGUUGCAUGCGCAUCCGUAUGCCGUGUUGCCGAACGGCUCGCAUACCGCCCGACUGCAAGGCAAUGCGUACUCCUUCCGACUGCGAGAAAGUCAAGUGCCCGUUCCCCAGUUACUCCGAGUGCCUUCAGGAGGAUCCCGCUGUUAUCCCCAUGCGACCACCGGAGUGUGAGUGCCUGAAAAAGGCGUCUACCUGCGAGCAGAUCCGACGAGCAGAGCACAUGGAACACAACAACAUAAGCAUAUGGCCCUGUUCCUCCAGGGGAUCGUGAAGAUGAAGACCACAACUGAUGGUUCCGGUAACUGUGGUCUCCGUUGGGAUUUCUGAAACCCCUCAUGUAACAGAAAUCCCUACGGAGAC
Molecule: messenger RNA, 1028 nt
Organism: Drosophila erecta
Lineage: Eukaryota; Metazoa; Arthropoda; Insecta; Diptera; Drosophilidae
Exons: 1
Coding region: 64-939 (291 amino acids)
Source: RefSeq, a predicted model, not a curated record